Molecule: messenger RNA, 1279 nt
Organism: Ricinus communis (castor bean)
Lineage: Eukaryota; Viridiplantae; Streptophyta; Magnoliopsida; Malpighiales; Euphorbiaceae
Exons: 4
Coding region: 506-1066 (186 amino acids)
Source: RefSeq, a predicted model, not a curated record
UUGGUCACAGUGAAGACCCACUUUUUGUGUAACAGUUAAAAAAGAAGUCUGAAAAUCCACAAGUAAAUUUGUAGUGGCCCCAUACCCUCCCCAUCCAUCUGCUGUCUGUCUCCAGCGUGAAUUAAGCCCAAGAAAUCUGAAAAAGAAAAGCUUCUCCACUCCACAUAUAAUGCACCAUACCAUAAUAUAUUGGAAAUGGGAUUAUAUCAUUAUUUACUGAGUUCAACAAAAGCGACCCCUCUUCCUUCUUUUUCUCUGUACUAUUCCUGUUUAGCUAUAAAGAACUGAAAUGUAUCUUUCUCUGUAGAUUCUAUCUCUGCAAAUUCUGCUCUUUUAGAGUUGAGCUGUUUCUUUAGAAUCCCCAAACCUUUCUUUUUAAACCCCCUCUUUUGCUCUCUUCUCUUUUUAGAUAACAGCUCUUGAAUCUUUCUUUCGACUCUUUUUGCUUUUGUAGUCACUUUCUUUUUUGGAUUUCCUUUUCUUGCUUCUUGUGUCGCCCCACAACAUGGAUGAGUGGAAAAGGAGUGGACAGAUACCAGCAUUUGGAGAUUGGGAGCAUGCGAAUGAGCUGCCAAUAACUCAGUAUUUUGAGUGUGCAAGACAAGCUGGUUUAAUUCGAUAUAGUUCCUCCGGUGAAUGUGAACAGUACAUGCGCGGUGGCAGUGGCGGUAGCGGUAGCGGUGAUUUAUAUGCUACCGACGUCAGGAAACCUUCUCGUGAUCUUGGUCCUCCUCCAAGAAAGACGAGAGGGGUGAGUGGAGAGAGGAACAGUAGAGUCCCUUCUUCACUUUCACAUGUGAAAGAGCAGAAAAAACAAGGCAGAGUGUGUGACGUGACGGAACCGCCAAGGAAACAACAUCAGGCCGCCGUCUCUACGUACAGUAAUGCGUCCAAUGCUAAAAAGGACGUUAAUGGCAUCAGUCUUCAGCAUCGUCCUCGUCCUGUUAGACCUUCUAAAGCUGUUGACGAAGAUCUCUACAAAAUCCCUCCUGAGCUCCUUCGAUCUUCCAAGCGGAAGAAAAUGCCAGGAUUAUUUGCAUGCCUUGUGCCUGCCUGUGCAUCAUAAAGUUGCUGUACAAGAUGUUUUUAUCAAGAGACUCAGACUGCUUAUGUUAAGAAGAAGAAGAAGAAGAAGAAAGUAUGUAUGCUCAUUUUUAGAAUGUUUAAAGAUGAACAAAGCCAGUUUAGAUGAGAAUAGAUUUGUUUAUGUGAUAUUUGAUGAUAAUACCAUAUAAAUUCACAUCUUUUGCAUGAGAUUUGGCCUCUGCCAAACUCAACA